UGUCGUGCCUCGUGCAUCUGGGUGCACCGUCCGACUUUUUAAUCUUCCCUACUCUCCUGUUACCACGCCAAAAAGGACGGUGUAGAAGCAAAGCAGAUUAAAGGAUGUAUCAUCCCACCAGAGGAGGCGUUCGCGGUGGCCGAGAUCAAUUCAAGUGGGAUGAUGUGAAGGUUGAUAAACACAGAGAAAAUUACCUUGGUCACAGUCUUAAGGCUCCUGUUGGGAGAUGGCAAAAAGGCAAAGAUUUGUUUUGGUACACCAAGGACAAGAAUUCUCAGGGUCUUGAACAGGAUGCCUUAAAGGCAGAGAUUCAGAGGAUCAAAGAAGAAGAGGAGCAGUCAAUGAGAGAAGCUCUAGGCUUAGCUCCAAAGCGUUCUGACCGACCAAAAGGAAAUCGUCUUGAUAAACAUGAGUUUUCUGAACUUGUCAAGCGUGGAUCAACUGCUGAAGAUUUGGAAGGUGGUCAUGCUGAAGCAGCAAAGGUUCAAGGACUUGGUUUUGCCAGAGCUCCUUGUAUCAUGGAGGCAUCAACUACUGUUUUGCCUGGUGCCAAGGAUGCUGUUGCUGAGAUGGAUAAGGCUCUUCCUGAGGCUUCUGAGAAAUUGGAUAAACAGGAGUCAGAUGAGGAAGGUAGACGGAAGAAGAGAAAGCAUGAUGAGCGGAAACGUGAGAAGCACGAAGAAAGAAAGCACAGGAGGCGUGAAAAGCAUGAAAAACAUCAUUCUCAUGACUCAAAUGACAAGAGGAAACGUCGCAAGGAGGAGAAGAAGAAGAGAAGGAAUGAUUCAGAUUCAGAAUGAUUUCAUUACCUCCUUUGUAAAACAAACACCCCUCACAUUGUAAUUUUCACGGACCAAUUUAACUUCUUUGAUUUAUACUACCCUUGUGUAUGGUAUGGUGACAUGGUGUUGGCUACCUCGUAAAUGUAAGUUCUUUGCUAGUUCGAUCCUCAAAAUCUUCUUCAUAAUAGUACAUUUGGCUCAAGUCAUCACUAACUUGAAUCCUUUGAAUAAUUUAUGUCAAGUGCAACAGGCUAGUUAUACUCUGUAGAGCAAAA
Chenopodium quinoa (quinoa) is the source of this 1057-nucleotide messenger RNA. RefSeq names its product multiple myeloma tumor-associated protein 2 homolog. Bases 105 to 800 code for a protein of 231 amino acids. Lineage: Eukaryota; Viridiplantae; Streptophyta; Magnoliopsida; Caryophyllales; Amaranthaceae. The transcript is spliced from 4 exons. The record is from RefSeq and is a predicted model, not a curated record.